Messenger RNA from Trypanosoma grayi, 666 nucleotides. RefSeq lists its product as hypothetical. The transcript has a single exon. The coding region runs from base 1 to 666 and encodes 221 amino acids. The record is from RefSeq and is a predicted model, not a curated record. NCBI's taxonomy places the organism in Eukaryota, Euglenozoa, Kinetoplastea, Trypanosomatida, Trypanosomatidae.
AUGUACUUGGAGUCGGCACACGAGGACACAUUGCUGCACGUCAACGCCGCCGAGACUGAAGUGGGUGAGGCUGCCGCGGAGCAUCCCUGCCCACCCGGUAGUGAGCCGUGUCCUGGGCGCUCUGACGAUGAGAGCCGCGACCCAGACACGCUGCUGUUUGAGGUGCAUGGGCGGCCAGUGGUGCGGCACGCCGCUCCGCUGUCGGCUGGCGGCGAGGGCGACAGCGAAGCAAGCACCGCUGUUGGCGGCCAGACGCCGCGGUUCGGCUAUGGACCGCGGCAGCGCCAUCCCGCCGGCCCGCUCGCCAGUGAUACUGACGACAAUAAUAACAACAACACUGGUAAUGACGUUAUUGCAGGUGGUGUCUCUAGUGUCAGCGUUGGCGUGCGGCAGGCGUUAUUUUCUUCUUCCUCUCCUGCUGGUGCUUGGGAGAGCAACGACAUGGCGCGAACACCGUCGGUCGAAGCUUCGGGGCAGACGGCAGCGCCAGCGUUCUUGGAGUCUUCUGUUGUGGACACAUUGGUCGCGCUUGAAUCGUCGUCGCCUCUUCCAGUUGCUGCUGAACCGCUGCUUCAGCAGCAGCAGCCAGAGCAAUCACCCCCCGCUUUUCCGCUCAAAGAAGGCGGAAGUAAUCAUACGGGUUCGAUAACAUCCGUGGAAACAUGA